AUGGUGGGAAUGCCCUUGCUAACGUACCCUCCUGGGUGGGAUACAGUAGCCGCGGGCAAGGUAAAGGACUGGACGGUGAUUGCAAACAAGAUCCCGGGCCGCACAAACAAAGAUUGCCGGAAGCGAUGGCACAAUGUGCUGUCCGGGGGAUUCAAUAAAGGCUAUUGGACCGAAGAGGAGGACGAGCUGUUGACCCUGGCCGUACAGACACAUGGAGAGAUAUGGACGGCAGUGGCUGAGGUUGUAAAGACCCGCAGCCCAGAUCAGUGUGCCAAAAGAUGGAAACAGUGCCUCGAUCCACAGCUGGAUCAUAGUGAGUGGACAGAGGAAGAUAACCGUCGGCUUGUUCAAGCGGCGGCCGUUAAAGGAAGACGGUGGAAGGAAAUCCAGAUCGAGCAUUUUCCGUCCCGGUCCCGCAACAGCAUCAAAAACCAAUUCACAAUCCUCACUCGACGAGAGAACAAGUUAAGCCCUAGUCGCAGGCGGAAGCCCAAAGAAGGUACGCAACCUGGGUCACACACCGACUCAUCAUCAGAAAGCGGUGAUGACGAUGACGGCGAGAGUAGCAAUGAGGAAGAUUAUAAUCACAAUGGAAGAAGUACGGUGGAAGACAGCAGCCAUCAAGGACAGAGCAGCUACUGCUCGCCAUCUAAUCUCACCCACCCGCUGGCGACUCCCGACGAGAUCUCUCCAUGUGCAGGGCUGGAUGCAUCCGCGUGGGACAAGGUUACCCCGGCUGGAGUCUCCGGCCACACAUGGGAUACGACCCUGUCGUCCGAUACGGAGUUUUCAAGGCAUGAGUUCCACGGUGAUCUGCCCGAUCUAGCCACCGUCUCGCCAGAGGUCUUGCAGGGGUUCUAUCCUGAUCUUCUUUCUCCGACGCCUACCGAUAUGCCCUGGGUCUUCGACCAGGGGGACUUGGCAAUGUCAGGAGUCGAGUCUCACCAACACCUCCCCGGACCGCCCACAAAUCCUCGUGGCAGCAAGGUCGUCCUCACCGUCGAAGGACCCGAUCACCAGACAGUCGAGGCGUUGGUACAGGUUGCAUUUCUCAGUGGAACUCCAUUUCAUUUGGCGCGUGGAUGA
This is a messenger RNA of Aspergillus terreus NIH2624, 1086 nucleotides long. RefSeq lists its product as uncharacterized. The record is from RefSeq and is a predicted model, not a curated record. Bases 1 to 1086 code for a protein of 361 amino acids. NCBI's taxonomy places the organism in Eukaryota, Fungi, Ascomycota, Eurotiomycetes, Eurotiales, Aspergillaceae. The transcript has 5 exons.